Messenger RNA from Rangifer tarandus platyrhynchus (Svalbard reindeer), 570 nucleotides. The record is from the annotation of a GenBank genome assembly. NCBI's taxonomy places the organism in Eukaryota, Metazoa, Chordata, Mammalia, Artiodactyla, Cervidae.
AUGGAAGAGGGUCAGGGUCCCACAGUGAGCGAGCGGCAGGGCCUCCUGGCUCCCCGCCCACACCCCCCCUUGUCACUUGGGAAGGAAGGAAGGAGGAGGGGUCCCCGAGGAGCAAUGACCUCAGAGGCUGUUUGCACAAUGGCCCCUCUGAGGGCAGGACAUGAGAUGGACAGCUGGCUUCCUUCUCGACAGUCUCAGUGCCACCCUGCCCCCAGGCGCAGCCCACCCCGGGCCCCUCCCUGCGGCAGGGGGUGGGGCGGGCACAGAGGAGCCACGGCAGGCAUCGUCCCCAGGCCUUCACUGGGCGGAGGAGCAGGGGCUCCGAGGGCCCUCAGUUUCCCUGUUUGGAGGGUGGGCACCCUUCCCGGGGGUGCAGGGCAGAGUCCUCCGGCCCAGAAGACAAGAGGGCAUGGAGGCCUGCAGGGGAGCUUACAGGAGGAGGGGGCGGUGGGCAGGCCAAGACCUGAGCCAGAGGCUCUUCUCAGCCCCCCUCCCUCCAUCUUGGGUUUCUGGGCAGAGGUGUCUUGGCUAAUCUGGGUGCCUAUUUCUGGACGUCUCAGCUGCCACUGA